AUGCCGCAGAUUACCGAGAUCUUCUUCGACUGCGACAACACCCUCGUCCUCUCGGAGGAGCUGGCCUUCGAGGCGUGUGCGGAUCUUGCCAAUGAGAUAUUGGAGAAGAAGAAUAUCUCGGACCGUUACACGGGAGAGCAGCUUAUCCAAGAUUUCGUUGGUCAGAACUUUCGGGGAAUGAUGGUCUCCCUCCAGGCCAAGUACAACUUCGAGAUGUCACAAGAGGAACUCGAGGAAUACGUGAAGAAGGAGGAGGACAAAGUCAUUGCCAAGCUGACUGACAAAGCUCAGCCAUGCGUUGGUGUUAACGCUGAGCUCGACAAGCUUCUCGAAUCCAAGAAGUAUGGCCUAGCGGUGGUCUCUUCGUCUGCUUUGCGCCGUGUCCGUGCUUCAAUUACAAAGGUCGGACAAGACAAGUAUUUUGACAAAGAUGCCAUUUUCAGCGCAGCCACUUCUCUUCCCAAGCCAACUUCGAAGCCGGAUCCGGCUAUCUACAUUCAUGCCCUCGAAGUGCGCACGAAGAAGCCCGAAGAAGUGGUCGCUGUCGAGGACAGCAAGUCUGGUGCGCUCAGUGCCAUCCGUGCUGGAAUCCCAGUCAUUGGUUAUGUCGGAAGCUAUCACGGUGACGCUAAGCAGUUGGAAAUGUCACAACUUCUGCAAGAGCUCGGUGCCAAGGUUAUCAUGAAGGAUUGGAGUGAAUUCCAGAAAUGUCUCUCUGAAAUCGAGGCGGCCUGA
Aspergillus niger is the source of this 735-nucleotide messenger RNA. RefSeq lists its product as uncharacterized. Bases 1 to 735 code for a protein of 244 amino acids. The transcript is spliced from 2 exons. Gene Ontology annotation, molecular function: hydrolase activity. The record is from RefSeq and is a predicted model, not a curated record. Lineage: Eukaryota; Fungi; Ascomycota; Eurotiomycetes; Eurotiales; Aspergillaceae.